AUGUACAUGUUUUUUUUUUUGCCCAAAAUGUCCCCAUUUAAGUGCUUGCUGACAUUUCUACCGCUAAAUCCCUUAUAAAAUUUGGAAAUGUUGGUGUGUUUUCACCUCCGUUUGAGUACCGUUCAUUUUUAUUGUAAUACUUGUACAUUAUACUCCAUAAGAUUCUUGAAGUGUAAGGCCAUAGAAACUUUGUCAGUACAUAUACACACGAGGGAGGGGAUGUGAUUGAUAAAAAGCGAUCUAAUCUGAACUUGGACAAGAGUGUUAUGGGUAGAAACAGAUGGUGAGAGAGAACUGUUGUGAAUGACCGAACGUGAUCCUCUUCUUGAUUCAUGUAGUGCGCCCUAAGUUUCUUUGGACAAGGCUUUGUUAUUGUUGUUGUUCUACGAAUGGUAUUGAGUGAUUCUGAAUUUGAAGAUUGCAGAAUGCCAAAAAGACAUUUCUGAAGCAUUAGUUAUGGUUGAAGAGGCUGAACGAAAUCUUGGUUCUGGAAAGGUUUUGAAAGGAAUAGAAAACGAAACAAUGGACAAGCGAAAAGAAUCUUUUAAUGCUGCAUUGAUUUCUGCAGUUGUUGGCACCAUUGCAGGGCUUCCCAUUUCAUUGACUCGGGUCGCCACCAUGGAUGAGCUGAUACCCCCAUUGGCGAUCACUUCUAUUAGUUGUGCACUGUUUGGUGUAACCUUUCGCUAUGUGUUUACUAGAGACUUGGAUAAUUUUCGGCUCAAGACUGGAACACCUGCGGCUUUUGGUUUUGCAAAAGGCCUUGCAGAGUUGACCAAUGGAUCCCUUUUGGAGUUAAAUGAUCCAGCAACCUUCUUUUCUCAUGCUGCUAUGUGUAUCUCUGAGAAUCUGCUGGUUUUCCUGUUUGCUGCUGUUGGGUUAGACUUGUGCAUGAAGUUGAGGAUUUUGAGUCCAUUCCCUUUAGAGAAAUCAGCUCAAGAGUGACACUAAAAUGUUGGUGUGGUAAAUAAAUAAACCGAACGUUUACCACACUAACCUCUUGUGGCACACUCUAAAGGUUAGUGUGGUAAAACAGAUGAAUCUGCAGCAUUUCCUCUUGUAUCUAUAACCUCAGUGGCAAAAUGGGCAUCCUUUUUCUCACCCAUGUUAGAUUGUUGUUUUUUGGUAAAUACCAAAGCUUAAGACUAUGAUAUGUUUAUUACUACAUUUUAGUUCAGAAUAAAGUAUAUUGCAGAAAGCAAUCUCAUUAACAGAAAGUAAAUUGCACAUUUUAUG
Molecule: messenger RNA, 1236 nt
Organism: Cuscuta campestris
Lineage: Eukaryota; Viridiplantae; Streptophyta; Magnoliopsida; Solanales; Convolvulaceae
Source: the annotation of a GenBank genome assembly